CGCAUUUUCCAGGCCUGCACGGAUGAGCGAGCACGGACCAGUCGGGUCCGGUGACUAAUUCCCAUCAUAAACCCCACACAAGUUCGGCGGGCGAGUCCGACUCGUUUCAUUCCUCCGUAUUACCGUGCAGCCAGUGCCGCAGCGGGGAGAUAAUCGGGCGGAGGGAGCAGUUACACUGAGUCGACAGAGGGAGAGAGAGGGAAGGGGAGAGAGAGGGGCUGGCAGCACAUGAUCACACGGGCUGUAUCCAGUCACUCAUCUACUGGAGCGUUCAUAAUUGCGGUGGCGUCCACAUAUGGGAAUACAACGGGGCGAGAUUGUGAUCGCACCUGAUUCUGGAGGACACCGUGCGGGGAAAAGGUGGCAAAAUCCGGGGGACUUUGCCUGAACCAACCGAGAGAAAGACUGAAAGAGGGAGAGAGAAAGAGAAAGAGCGGCAGCCCCAAACACCAUCCGGUAGGGAGCUGAUCUGGAGUCAGAAGCGACAACUAAUCUACAUCAGAGCCCAAAAUCUGAAAACAUAGAAGGAGCGGCUCCUAUAAAAAAGAGAGAACACACUCCUACACGCCAUCAUUCGCCUCAGCUUCCUUUGAGUUGACGGACUGUGUAAACAGCAGCCUGAGAGUACAGCGUUCGGAGAUGCUGAAGGAGUGGUGUUGGAAAGAAUAGCGCAGAUGGUGUGGCAUCAUCUCCUUCCCUGUCAGCCCCACUUCAAAAAGGUGGAGGUCACAGGAUUCCAGCUCAUUUGAGCAUAUUAGGAAGUAACACCAUACUUGAGGGAAAAAAGACAGUCUUCCCGUUCCUGAUAAUGGCACCUUCUUACAUGGCCAAACUUGGUGCCCGGCUCUUCGUAGUGUUCCUUUGGCUGACUAUAAAUGCCGGCAUUGCUGCAGCCACUAUUCAAGGAUACAUUGGGGACAUAGACAUGACAUGCCCAUCUGUAUGCAGGUGCGAUGAAGACUUUAUUUAUUGUAAUGAUCGUGGACUGAGCUCCAUCCCAUCACUCCCUCCUUCUGCAUCUGUCCUCUACCUUCAGAACAACCACAUUAACAACCCGGGCCUCCCCACCUCCUUGGAGCGUCAUCUGUCUGUGCGCGUUGUCUACCUCUAUGAUAAUGAGCUGGAUGAAUUUCCCAUGCACCUUCCGCCAUCUGUGCGGGAACUCCAUUUGCAGGACAACAAUAUCCGCACCAUCCCUCGUAGCACGCUGGCUCGAAUGCCCUUGUUAGAAAAGCUCCACUUGGACGACAACUCAAUUUCCACUGUCUCCAUUGAAGAUCAAGCCUUUGCUGACAACCCACGGUUACGCUUGCUUUUUCUUUCACGCAACCACCUGUCUAGUAUUCCCUCAGGACUGCCAGCUUCUUUAGAGGAACUACGUCUGGAUGAUAACCGGAUUUCUACUAUCCCAACACAUGCUUUCCGAGGCCUCAACUCAUUAAGGUGUCUCGUUUUGGAUGGGAACCUUUUGGCAAACCAGCGCAUUGCAGAUGACACAUUCUCCCGCCUUUCCAACUUGACAGAAUUGUCCCUUGUGCGCAAUUCCCUACAAACCCCACCUGUCAACCUGCCCAGUGCCCAUUUACAGCGACUAUCUCUACAAGAUAAUGCCCUGACUCACAUGCCACGUGGUUCCUUGGAUGGCAUGCACAGGUUGCAGAGGUUGGACUUGUCAGGAAAUAACCUAACUACGCUACCAAGAGGACUGUUCAAAGACCUUGACAGUCUUGGUCAGCUGCUUGUGCGUGGGAAUCCUUGGCACUGUGGUUGCAACCUUCGAUGGCUUUAUGAUUGGUUGAGUGCCCGUGGUAACACUAUCACUGUCAGGGGUCUGACUUGCCAUGGGCCGGACAGGGUGCGAGACAUGGCUCUGAUUGAUCUGGGCAGUGAAAUGGAGGAAUGCGAAGUAGUGAGACUGACAGGGACUAAAGAAAAAGGGGCUGUUGGUGGAGUCGAGAGCUCUACAACCAAUGCACCUUCACAGGGUUCCCUCUUCACCCUGCGUUCAAAGAGGCCCGGCUUUGGGUUUCCUGACUCUGGGUUAGACUACACGCUUAGCAGCAGUGGUGUGGGGAAGAGCCUGGCUCUAAAUGUAAAACCUUUGUCACACAACAGUAUUCGUGUUACUUGGAGUGCAGCUCAGCCAAGCUCUUCUUUUAGGUUAAGCUGGCUCCGACAGGGCGCUGGGAAUGCCAUGGAAUCAAUCACAGAGACCCUUGUACGGGGGGAUCGACAAGAGUAUCUGCUUACUUCCCUGCAACCACGCUCUAGCUAUAUCAUUUGCAUGGUGCCACUGCCUGUCAGUUCAGAAAGCAAAGCAGCAAUUUCUGGAGACACUGACUCUGAUGAAACUUUAGUUUGUGCGAAAGCAGAAACAUCAGACCUUAGUUCAUUAGAAGAAAAAGAGGAUGAGAACUCACAGCAAAUUACAGUGCUCCCCCUAGCAGGGAUUAUUGGCGGAGCUACCGCCACUGUAUCUUUAGCUCUAAUUUUAGGUGUUUUCUGUUGGUAUGGACAUAGAACUGGGAAUUUAUGUUCCCGUGACCACUAUACUCGUAGUAGCUCAAGAAAAAGCAAAACCUACGAUGAUUACAUUGAAUCUGGCACCAAGAAGGAUAAUACUAUCCUGGAGAUUCAUGGACCAGGUUUCCAGAUGACACCAAUGCCAGCUUGCCAGCCAAUGCAGCCGAAACCCCUACGAGAGGAUUACAUCAUUCACACCAUAUUUCCCUCCAAUGGCAGUAGCUUGUACAAAGGCUCUAACCAUGUUUCCAAUGCAGCACAUGGCACCAACCGUGGCUAUAGAGAAGGAGGAAUCCCAGAUAUAGACUACUGUUACACAUGAUGUAUUGCACCAGAUGCUGUUCAUAGUGUAAUUGGUAAAACUGUAUAGAUGCACAAUUUCCCUUGGCAUGGACACUUCUGAAGCACCCUCUGUGCCUUCUUCUUCUGGUCUCCCAUUCCAAAUGACCUACAGUUCAUUACUGAGUGAACUGGAUACGAUUAACUGAACUUUGUGGGAACAAUUCACUGCAGGAGGCAGCAGCCAGUGCCCCAGGUGUAAAUGCACAGCUGAGUGUUUCUUCACCAUCUUAGUAAUGGCCUGUGUAUGAUUCCUUUUUUUGCUCUUUCCCUGUGACAUGUAAGAAUGUAUCUUUUGUGGAAAGGUCAAACUUAGCGUGGGUGAAGGUAGAGUUUCUUUUUCACACAUAGGAGCUGCAGCAUUCAGCUCAAAAUGGAUUUAUUAAUGAUAAAAACAGACAUUUUUUGGUACUCUUUUCCUGGUCACCAGUCACACACAGUAUGUAGUCUUAUUGACUCGUUCCAAAUGCCUCAACUAUAUUGAUGUGCCCUACCAGCUACCCAAGCAAAGGGCUUUGUAAAGCUGUGAAUUGUUCUAUUUUAAACAACCCAAUAACCACUUGUCUUAAAGUAGGCUUGCUAUUUCCUUAUCCAGCAGAUGGCAGGGUUACGAUGGUACGAGGGCUCGUCAGCUUUGAUUUUACCUCUUGAGAUAAUUCACCUGAGAUCAAUAAGGUAGUGCUGCAGCACAUGUAUGUGGAUUAUUUACCAUUAUCAUAACUGAUUUGGCUGUGUUUCAGUAAUUGCUUUGUCAUCUUCUCCAGUUGGUUUAUUUAAUGAUAAAAUUUUGUAGAGCUAUCUUUAUUUAUAUUGCCCUUUAUGAGAUGAUUUGCUUACACUGCUUUAUCUUUAUUUGUCCCUCAUGUUUGUCAUAAUUAAUGCAUUUCAGCUCUCACAUGAGAAUGUGGUCUUUGUUUUAUCUAAGCAGUGAAAAAACUGGCAUUGAUAGCUGUUUGCAGAUUUCAGUUUUUCAUUUUAAACAUAAAUGUGAAUUGAGUCUGUGUGUACUGUUAUGUAGUUUCUUUUUUUUUUUUUUAAACCAAACCACCCAAAGUUUAGCAUGUCGACCCUCAGCUCCUUUAGAAAACGACCUCAGCUGCUCUUUUCCAAUGUUGUGUCCGUGUGCUCCACCUUAUAACCUCAGUUGCUGACUUUUGGUUUGUAAACUGUUUCCGCCCCACCAACAUUCUGACUGAGUGGACAAACUAAUAAUGUGGAGCCUCCUGCUGGAGGAAGACUCUUGUGAAUGACGGAGAAGAUGAGGCCAAGAACUGUGAGUGCAUUUGAUGAGACUCCAACCGCAACACUGUUGACCUACACUGUGGGGCGGUGGCAAAGCUUGUGUGGGCGGGUGGACAGGUGGGGGGAGGAGAGCCUGGGAGGGCGGGAUGGCUCAUCAGUGAUUGCAGUGAUUCACUGAUGUUUGUUUUAGUGACGGGAGAAAGGCCUCCACUCAUUCCACCUUUUUUAUGACUGAGCAGCACUAAAAAUGUAAAUGUAUUAGCACUUAGGAUGGAGGAGGGAUAAAAGUAACGACAGACAUGGGGAGAAAGAGGGUAAAGACACAAACCUGUGUACUGAGAAGGAUACAAAAUUAAUGGCUGCUGCACAGUUGGGUACAGCACUGCAUAAAUCUGUUUGUCAUACCUGGAUGCUACCCCUGGUUUUAUUAUCGUCUAUCAGUUGUUUAUCACUGUGUUGCUUCCAAAGGGGAAACCGUUUGUGCUUCCUUGACUGUUCUGUCCAGCAAAGCUUUGAACUGGUGUCCGACAAUAUGUCAGUGGAAUGUAAAAUUGACCUUGCACCCAAAAUUACUGGCUUAAACAAAUCUCUAUGGCCUGGCUAUUUUUCUUUUGGGGAAUGCUGAUAUAGUGUUAUUGUGUUUUUUGUUUUGUUUUUGUUUUUUUAAGUGGGUCUGUUAAAGAUGCGUACUUCCUCUUCAUUUGUAAAAAUAAAACCAUGGCCACAGCCA
Molecule: messenger RNA, 4834 nt
Organism: Girardinichthys multiradiatus
Lineage: Eukaryota; Metazoa; Chordata; Actinopteri; Cyprinodontiformes; Goodeidae
Gene: flrt1a
Product: fibronectin leucine rich transmembrane protein 1a
Exons: 3
Coding region: 809-2845 (678 amino acids)
Molecular function (GO): protein binding
Source: RefSeq, a predicted model, not a curated record